Diachasma alloeum is the source of this 2340-nucleotide messenger RNA. RefSeq names its product alpha-soluble NSF attachment protein (gene alphaSnap). Bases 177 to 1055 code for a protein of 292 amino acids. Lineage: Eukaryota; Metazoa; Arthropoda; Insecta; Hymenoptera; Braconidae. Gene Ontology annotation, biological process: intracellular protein transport; SNARE complex disassembly. Gene Ontology annotation, molecular function: soluble NSF attachment protein activity; syntaxin binding. The transcript is spliced from 5 exons. Gene Ontology annotation, cellular component: SNARE complex; vacuolar membrane. The record is from RefSeq and is a predicted model, not a curated record.
CGCUUGUGUUCAUUGUGUGCGUCAGUUCUGCUGCGCAAGUGCCUCCACUCGUGUGUGACAAAUCCAUCGGCAGAAUCAGCCCUGGAGAGUUAUUCAUCAGCCAGCUGCCGAAUCACUCCUCCAAAUUCAAUUCGCGAAUAUAAUUCCCCCAAAUUGAUGAAGUGAAUCAAGUGAAAAUGGCGGAUAACGAGCAGAAAGCGGUGCAGUUGAUGGCCGAUGCUGAGAAGAAGCUCGGCUCGUCGAAGGGUUUCUUCAGCUCCCUGUUCGGAAGUUCAUCGAAGGUAGAGGAGGCAGUAGAAUGCUAUCAACGCGCAGCAAAUCUCUUCAAGAUGGCGAAGAAGUGGGGAAGCGCUGGGAAUGCCUUCUGCGAGGCUGCAUCGCUCCACGCCAAGGCUGGUAGCAAGCACGACGCCGCUACCAACUACGUUGACGCUGCCAAUUGCUACAAGAAGACUGAUGCAAACGAAGCGGCCAAUUGCCUUCAGAAGGCGAUUGAGAUAUACACGGACAUGGGGAGAUUCACCAUGGCAGCCAAGCAUCAUCAGAGUAUAGCGGAGAUGUACGAGAGUGAAGCUGUGGACCUCGAACGCGCUGUUCACCACUAUGAACAGGCUGCUGAUUAUUUUCGGGGCGAGGAGAGUAUCUCAUCAGCCAAUAAAUGUCUUCUCAAAGUCGCUCAGUAUGCGGCACAGCUCGAAAACUACGAGAAAGCCAUUCAGAUUUAUGAACAAGUCGCAGGAGCAUCGCUGGACAGUCCUUUGCUCAAAUACAGUGCUAAGGAAUACUUCUUCAGAGCGGCCCUGUGCAAUUUAUGUGUAGACGCACUCAACGCACAACACGCCAUCGAGCGUUACGAGGAGCAGUAUCCAGCAUUUCAAGAUUCUAGGGAGUGCAAACUCAUCAAGAGUCUGAUCGACCACCUGGAGGAGCAGAACGUCGAGGGCUUCACAGACACUGUGAAAGAGUACGACUCAAUAUCCCGACUAGACCAGUGGUACACAACGAUACUCCUUCGCAUAAAGAAGCAAAUUAACGAUAACCCAGAUCUCCGCUGAUCGCCUGACACUUCAAUUAUUCGUAAGCUGUCCUUAUCAUCGGCAUUCUCCCCCUACGAUUCACUCAUUGACCCUCACCCUGCGAUUAUAAUUUACAAUUCAUUGAUUAAAUGAUGAAUUAAAGUAGUUGAACCUCAUUAUUUUGGAAUUAUCACCUCUUUCUCACCUUCCAGACAUCAGAUACUCAGUGAUAACAAAUGCUAUCAGCCCCUCCCCCCAUUAUCAGGGCGAACUCUGGGGAAUGAGAGAAAGAGACGUUUAUCGAUAUUCGUAACAAUGAAUUCUGAUGAUUGUUAAUUUAUUGUAUAGCAUUUCUGUAAUUAUGAGUUGUUGUAUUCAUUAGCGUUGAUUAUCUGUGAAUCGAGUGGAUCUACUGCUGAGUGAUGUAUUUUAUUGUUAAUUAGGUGUGAGAAGACAUUCGUUGUGAAGUGGUGAGACGUAACAUCAUGAUUUCAUUUUUUUAAGUUGAUGAAAAAAUCAUAAUUGUCACAAUUAUGAAAUUACCUCGUUCACAAGUGAUUUCAGUGGAAAAUGUCGAGAGAUUUUUCUCAGAGAAUUUAUUCUUCACGAAAAACAUUCCCUCAUUUUUAUCUGGAAUUAAUAAUUAACGAGGAAUUCUCAUAACUGUUCAUCUUUUAUUUUGCAGUUACGUCGUUAAUGAGUGGAAAAAAUUAACUGACAUUUUCUCUCAGAGCCAUUAGUUCCUGUAAUGGUGAAGAAGUUGAUUUAGUGAGCACGUGUCACCCCUUCACUCCACUAAUGUUUAAUUAAUUUCUAAUCAAUUGUUGAGUAUUGAAACAAUUGCUCUUCGUUUUCAUUAGACACUGAAAAAUCCUAUCAUCAGCCAUUUAUCAAGUGUUAUAAUGCCAGUGCAUACAUUAUAAAAAAGAAAAAAAAUUGAGAAAAAAAAUUAGGCGAGUGUUAUUUCGAUUAAAGAUAAUUAAUUUGGGUAGUGGCCACGUAGUAGGCGUAUAAAUAUUGCAAAUGAUACAUGAGGCGUCACUAAUCACGCUAAUCACUGUAUUAACUUCAUCCAAUGGGGUAACGAUAUGAUGAAUACGAAUAAGGAUUAAAAAUGCAAUUUUUAUUAUUAGAUAAGUAAUUAACUGGCUAUAAUCCAAUGAUUUGCGGGAUUUAUUGAAUUCUUUCGACGCCUGGGUUUGAUAUCCAGGGGUUUAUUAAUAUUCAUUUUAAAAAUAUAUCAUGUACUAUACUCGUACACUGAACAAUUUCACACGUAUGCUCUUGUAUACGGGCGUAAACAAUAAACAUAAAUUAACAUUUA